Molecule: messenger RNA, 725 nt
Organism: Erigeron canadensis
Lineage: Eukaryota; Viridiplantae; Streptophyta; Magnoliopsida; Asterales; Asteraceae
Product: probable histone H2A.5
Exons: 2
Coding region: 92-544 (150 amino acids)
Cellular component (GO): nucleosome
Molecular function (GO): protein heterodimerization activity; DNA binding; structural constituent of chromatin
Source: RefSeq, a predicted model, not a curated record
ACACUCCCCCAUCAAAUCACCACCAACAAAACAUUUCAUUUCCCUCUAAAAAAACUAAUUCUCAUUUUCAAUUUCUCAAAAAAAUUCAAAAAUGGAAGCAGGUGGUGUGAAAAAGGGCGCAGCAGGAAGAAAGGCCGGUGGUCCAAAGAAGAAACCGGUUUCCAGGUCCGUGAAAGCCGGUCUUCAGUUUCCCGUCGGUAGACUUGGUCGGUACCUCAAAAAUGGUCGGUAUGCUAAACGUGUCGGUACCGGAGCUCCGAUUUACCUCGCCGCCGUUCUUGAGUACCUUGCUGCUGAGGUAUUGGAGUUGGCUGGGAAUGCGGCACGAGACAACAAGAAGAACAGGAUAAUACCAAGGCAUGUGCUAUUGGCGAUAAGGAAUGAUGAUGAGCUUGGGAAGUUACUAUCAGGCGUGACGAUUGCACAUGGUGGUGUGUUGCCCAACAUUAACCCGGUUCUUUUGCCGAAGAAGGCGCAUGACAAGGCAGCAAAGGAACACUCAAAGUCUCCAUCAAAGGCCACAAAAUCACCCAAAAAAGCUUAGUCACUGACUACUGUUGAAUGUAAUUAGAACUAGAGUUUGAAUGUGUUUUUCUUAGGUGAAGCUACUUUUUAGGGCUAUUGUAGUUCUAUAUAGUCUCUGUAUUUGAAAUACAAGCUCUGAUGGUUUUAGAUGUGUGAAAGAAGAUGAACAAGUCUUUUAAUUAAAUUGGAAUAUUCAGAAA